This is a messenger RNA of Phytophthora infestans T30-4, 279 nucleotides long. RefSeq lists its product as uncharacterized. The coding region runs from base 1 to 279 and encodes 92 amino acids. The record is from RefSeq and is a predicted model, not a curated record. The transcript has 2 exons. Lineage: Eukaryota; Oomycota; Peronosporomycetes; Peronosporales; Peronosporaceae.
AUGUCGGACGAUCCCAGACGUGGGCGACUACGGCGAAGGCUACGACGUGGUGCUCGAGGGCGUGGGGCUCGAGACGGCGAUGGCGCGCUGGGAGGAUCGCAAGGUCAUAGGCUCUUGACGGCGGCGGCCGCGAGUGGCGAGCAGGAGCAGUUGGGGCUUGACGGCGAAUCGCGGAGUGUAGUGACCGGCUACGGACCAAUGUGGAAUGCACCACGGAAGCGUCCCCGGUACGAUACCGAGGAUAGGCAAGCAUCGGCCGGUGGAGCCAUCGCGACCUAG